Molecule: messenger RNA, 1131 nt
Organism: Penicillium psychrosexuale
Lineage: Eukaryota; Fungi; Ascomycota; Eurotiomycetes; Eurotiales; Aspergillaceae
Product: serine/threonine-protein kinase
Exons: 3
Coding region: 1-1131 (376 amino acids)
Biological process (GO): spliceosomal complex assembly; regulation of mRNA processing; protein phosphorylation
Molecular function (GO): protein kinase activity; ATP binding
Source: RefSeq, a predicted model, not a curated record
AUGAGUACCUCUUCUCCUCCCACUCCGCCAUCAAGUGGCCCAAUAGAUGAGGAACGGAGAUUCAAAGAUAUUACAUCACCCUGUGAGUGGGUGGAGGAUUACCGCCCAGGUGGUUAUCACCCAGUCGUUCUCGGCGAUGUCUUCAACCAACAGUACAAGGUCAUCCGGAAGCUUGGCGAGGGCUCCUAUUCAACGGUUUGGCUCGCCCGUGACCUGAAUGGAUAUGUCGCCCUGAAGAUCCUCGUGUCCCAAAUCUCGGGAUCGACAACCGAGCUAAGAAUCUUACGCCACAUCGCCGAAGUCGCACCAGUUGAAGGAACUCGGUAUAUCACGCAACUACUAGGCGAGUUCGAACACCGCGGACCCAAUGGCGUCCACAAGUGCCUAGUAUUUGAGCCCAUGGGCCCGAGUGUGAACAGUAUGGUCGAGGAGCUACCGCAGUUCAAACCUCGCAAGCAAGAAAUGAAAAUCCGCUAUCCGGUUUGGAUGGCAAAGAGCAUCCUCAAGCAAUCCUUACAGGCUCUUAUAUUUCUUCACGAAAACGGUAUCGCCCAUGGAGACUUCCAGCCGGGAAACAUGCUCUUCACUCUUAACAAUGUCAACUCGACGCCCGAGGACUUACUCCGGCAAGAGGAAGACGUGGAAGCCCAGUCGAUCUCGCCCCCUGUAGAGAGGCUAGACGGUAAACAAGAUAAAUGGGCUCCUCCUUAUCUUUGCGUUGCGCAGCCGCUAGUACCAUUUACCUGCUACACCGAAGGGUUCAAAGUCAAAUUGUCCGAUAUAGGCGGUGCAUAUUUCUUUACCGAUCCGCCGAAAAAGCCCGUCACUCCACGCGGUCUUCGAGCUCCCGAGUUAAUUUUUACCAACGCCUUUGACAACACCGUUGAUGUCUGGAGUUUCGGUUGCAUUGUCUUUGAGCUUCUCACCGGACUGCCACUCUUCUGUUUACCAUACUCCAAUAUGGUAGAUGCAGAUGACGAUCAUCUUAUCUCCCUCACCACCCUGCUCGGCGAUCUCCCAGACGAGCUCUUUAGCCGUUGGACAAGAUCCUCGCUCUACUUCACGCCGGAGAGGAAUCUCUUCAAUGAGGAGCUUGGAGGGUCCGUCCGGGAAAGGAACCGCUUAUUUUAG